ACUGCCUUGAGACAUUCAUUGCGCAGAAGUUUUUCUUUCCAAGGCUCUUUUUGCAUAUGAAUUGAUUACCACUAGACAGUUGUGGAGUUCAAUUCGGGAUUGGCACACGAUAGAUAUCUACCGGACCAUUACCAGUCCACCAAGUGACUCACCAUGGCAGACAACAUGCCUAGCACCUACACCACUACGACUACAACAACCACGCGCACCAUCUUCUUCGACAAGACCAUGCUGCGCAGGAAAGAAGUGAUCCUAAAGAUGGCUGAGAUGCUGUUCUGCAUACUCGGCAUGAUCUGCGUGGCAUCCACAUACAAUCCGUACUCGAGUCCGGCCAGCUUCUACUACUUCUGCGCUACGACCGGCCUCGUUGUGGGUCUCAUCUUGUUCAUCAUCUAUGUGACUCAUCUGCGUGACAAGGCGGCCCCCACCCUGCGGCUCAACUUCGUGGAGAUGGUCUACAGCGGUAUCCUCUGCAUCUUUUUCAUAGCCGGCUCGAUUGCUGCCAUCACACGCGCACAAAAAUACUAUGGCGAGACUGGCCUGAUGGUGGCAGGGGUGUUUGGAUUGAUCCUGGCGGCGCUGUACGCCAUCGAGACAUUCAUCAUGUACCGGGCCUGGAGGUCGGGCGCCACUAUGAGCGCCGCACAGACCACCACCGUCCGGCAGGUGGCCUAGGCGCCGACCGUGGCGCCAUCCAACGGACAAACAGCAACACUCAGCUCGACCCGACGCCGCCAGGGGAUGUCCAAUAUUUCUACAGUAUCGCCGCGAGUUUUGAACUGUUAUGGACUCACUUCAGAUUGCUAUAAAUUGAACCCGGCAUAAUUUGACUAUCGGCGAGACCCCGUUGGUAGUCCAACUCCCUCAGCGUCGAGUCCCCGUCCUGAUAUCCUGACGUCUGACCUCCCCGCCUCGCUGGGUCGCCAUCCGUCACCUCUGCGGCGCUUCCUAUCUCUCCCCCGACGCACCACCGCUCUGUGAAUCUCUGGGUGCGGAGUGGGAAACGCCCGCCGGCUCACCCCGCCCAGGGAGCCCGUCACGAGUUAUUGGCUGGGCGGGUAGCUUCCAAUGAGAAGGUGGCACUUGUUUUGGCUUGUGGCCACACACUGACCGUGUGGGUAUUAUUUCCAGCGUCUGGUCACCGGCCAACCGGCAUUGGGCGACAGAGACGUGCAAGCUAACACCCCGACACUCGGUACCAGUGGGGCUAUCCAAACGGGGCGCCGAAGGUGGCGACAAGCAGUACCUAUGGGCUAUUAUAACAGGUCGGGUGUUGUUAUGUUGUGGUUAGAUGUCAGUGUGGCUCCUUGAACACUAGUCCUUUUUCCUGUUUUCCUAUUUAUCGACCUGCUGUACAACUAAUAUUUGUUUGCCGCUAAAAAUCCACUCGAGGAUUAGGAGUCGAAAGUUGUUCAUGGUUCCGUCCAAAUUUUGAUUUGUGCAGGAUUUCUGAUCUUUCUUUGUAGGGUUCCAGUGUUUUGUAUGUGUCUGGGACUGUCUCUUGUAACCCCUACUAUUAUCACUCCCGUGGUAUUUGUUGCAAGCCUAUUGCCGUGUCCAGCGCUCCACCUAGCACCGUGACUUGUGCUGUGCCUAACUGCUUAGCGCUGUGCCUAGUGUCGUGCCUAGUCUACUGCGUUUGCUCUCACUGGCACUGUCUUCUUGGUGUCUUUUUACGAGUGACUGUCAAACACGACGACUGCCAUCUUGGUAUUGUCUUGCGGAUUGGCUUCCUUGAGUGUAAGUAGUCAGCACUAACUACUCUUUUUGGACCUUCGCUUGUUUGAUGAACUAUUUUGCAUUAACAUUUAUUUGUUUUAGGUUUAUUUUUCGGCGUGAUGUGUGUGUGCGUGUUGCUUACAUUUAUCCAUGCUUUGGCGAUAGGCAUAAUUGCGGUGGGAAUGAUGGCCUUGGUUAAUUUGUAACCGUUCGGCGGAUUUGCCGCUGUGUUCCGGUUGCUAAUCUUCUUUAUUUAGAUACGCUUCUUUCUAAUAGCAAUCUCAUUUGGCAUUAAGUAUCGGUGGGAUACCGUAGUAGUUGUGUUUCUUUUUACCAAUUUUUAUGUAACGCCGAGUGUUCAAAUCCUUGCUAAAACGUUUCUAAUCCUGCAAUGUUGUUUGGAUUACCGUUUUUCAUGGUGUGUCGCAUAAUCGAAUGGUAAAGGCCAAACGGACUUCGUCUAUUAACCGACUGUAUACCAUAAUUCAUAUUACGAUGAUACGGACUUGGUUAGUGUGCCUGUUGGACUUGAAGCAGCUUAGCUGUUGUGAAAGGGUAUCGUGAUUCGUGUGGCCCAUAGCUGUCGCGUGCUUCCAUCUACCAUGUCAGCUCUGUCGUUCGCAGGGAACCAAAGGAGGCCAGUAACCGCCGAUCACUUGCUUUAAUCUAACACAUGCAUAUUGCAUAGCAUAGCAAUGUUUCGCGCUAUUGGUCGUGGUAUGAUAUGCGCCUCGAAUGUGCUGGACAUGUGCCUUUAUUCACUUCGAUUGUAUCCAGCUUUGGUCUGCGUACUUCCAGGAAUCUGCAACGUACCUAUUUAGCCAGAAUUGCUACUGUAGCAGGGUAAUGAUCGUGCCGGCCGUAUUUGGCAAGAUUUGACGAUAUUUGCAGUGAAUCUCGUAUUUUUCUACCGCGCACAUAUUUUCUAAACAUUGUUGAUAGUCUGAACUCUGUUCUAUUACUGAUUUUUUUUCCAAGAGAACCUGAAGUGUUUACAGUAUACUAUAAUAUUAUCAUGAAAGGUGAACGCAUAAUUCUAGCCUAGAUUUUGGAUGCAUUUAUAAUGUCAACUGCUGCCUUAUCACACUGCCUUGCACUGUCCAACACCAGCUUCCAGUAAAUGCGACCCACUUAAUCUGCUGAGACCGCUAUGCACGAACUUUUCAUGUACCGUGACAACACGAGGGGCUUGUCGCGUUUUCGCGCCAUCUGUGGUCAAACGGUAAACAUAGGUCUAUGAGCAGUAAGGGUUGUGGGCCUGUAGCCAUUAGAAGCUAAUGAAUUGAUGAUCACGGCUUGCUUGUUGGUGAAUAUCUAAACGCUGUUAUAUGGCUUUCUGAUGAGUGGGUUGUGGGAUAAUUAGAGUAUACCGCUUGAGCUUGAUGUCGUUUAAAUGUCAGCGUGUAGCUAAUGUGUGAGCACUGUAUGUCCUCAUCGGGCUUGUAAGGCACUAUACCCCCGACACGAGUCUGCGUGAGGCUUUUGUUCGCUUUAGCCGUGCCGGUGAUCUGAUACUAACAUACCCACCCGUCCCCAAUGUGUACCUGGAGCCAGGGGCGUCGCCGACGGGGGGGUCGGGGGGGUCGUGACCCCCCACUCUUGAAAACUGGGGGUGUCGACCCCCCCACUUUUUGCGAUGCUGAGUAUGCUUUUUUAGCUUUUAUGUCAGUGAAGCAGGCGUCAGCAACACCAACAAAUACAUCAGAUUCAGAAUCGCUUCAAGAGCUCCCUAAAGCCAAUUAGCCAAUUACCUAAAGUUCAAUUAGCUAUGGGCGGGGAACACCAGCACAACAAUAUUUUUAAGUAGCCACCAUUCUUGUACCUUUUUAUCCCUCAAAAGAUUGGACGCGCCAAAACUGCCCCGAGCGUUCGUCUGAUCGUUAAAAAAAAAAUGGUCGCAGUCGAUUCGUCGGAUCAGUACCUAACUACAAAACUACAAACUAGCCUCAGCCCCAUGGCUACCGUCACAACUAGCUGUACAGUGCACAUGUAGGGGAAAGGGAGUCAGAUGAAACCGUCUCGGGCUUUCGCAAAGAAGUCGCGCAAAAAGGAGCCGAUUGCAACGAAACUUCCGGUGCGCUCGAGUUAAUCACCUACUAAAAAAUAAAUCGAUAUCCCUGAUUCAAAUAAAGAUGACCUUGGUUCACUUUUUCAUAACAUGCUUUUAAUUUAGGUAUAGGAAAGUUUUUGGAGCUGAUUUUGAACUUAGCGCCCAUCUGAACAUUUAACCCGCGAGUUGCUGGGGGGGGCGUUAAACGCCCCCACUUUUUCGCCGGGCCAUAGCAUAAAAACGGCGCGCCGCAGGCGCGCCAAAUUUUGGGUACCUAUAGGGAAUUGAUUGAAGUUUAUUGUGACAAAGUUUCAAAAAAAUCGGUUGGAAAAUUUUUGAGAUAUCGAGGUUUUAGUGACGUCAUGAUUUCUGAGUUUUCGACCAAAAACGGCAUAUGUUCAAAAAAUCAUAUAAAAUCACAGAAUAGACAUACAGACAUGCCGUAAACGCCAUUAGACUGCCAAUACCAUGAACAAUCAAAUGGCUAUCUUCGAUUAUUGAUUAUCGUUCCGCAUUUUCCAAAAUCUUGAACUGAAUCUUGGCAAUUUCUCGUGACUACUUCACGACCAUGAUACAUGUAUUUCUUAAAUUGAACUUUUUUAGUCAAACACGUACACAUAUGAUAAAAUGUAUUCCACCAUCGUGUUCUACGCCCCAAAUUACCCAUAAAACAUGUGUCACAGGCUGCGAAUAUCAGUUUUGAUUUUCGGGGAUAAGUGCCUGCCCGGUUGACCUGACCUUGACCCUGACCUAUGCUUGACUGACCCCUACAUGGAGCUGACACUCUUGUAGGCCUUAUAUGAUGGAUUGUGCACCGUUUUGACAUAGUUUAUGACGAGAGGCGCCCAUUGCGAAGUCCUGAAGUCCAUGCUACUGAAAGCCCGAUUUCAGGUGUUUGACCUGACCUUGACCCGACCUGUGACCUCAAAAUUCAACUUUAAAGUACUCAUCUGAAGCGUCUCGUCGCGUUCUUUCGUUUGCCGCCUCGUGCGUUUCGCUGCGCCUAUUGGUUCUCGAGUUAUCGGCUGGGGGCGUUUAACGCCCCCCCCCCCCCAGCAAACGGUGGGUGGCGAAAUACCCCAGCUACUGCCGGGUUAAGAAGUAGUUGUGCUGCUUAUACAUAUGUAUAACAUGUUAGGAAGCAAUCGGUGGUGGUCAUCCACUAUUAGGUACUGGUCGAUCUGACCUGACCUGAUCUACCCCAAAUGCAUGGAGUCAUCGUCUUCGUUCAAAACUAAGAUAACAUUCGUAAUCAGAACCUCGAAAAACCAUCACAACUGACAUUCGCAAAGUUCUAGCAGGUCCCGAGUUUCCCUACUUAAUGGCGAUGACCUGAGUCCUGAGAUGACCCGAAACCUUGUAAAUGGGUAUCAUCGGCUUUCUCUCGUCACGGGCAGCAUGCUCUUUUUUCCGCAAACCUCUAGAUCGAUCAGGGGUCGAAAGCAUACCUCAGCGGUACUUUAGUAUAAGUUAUACGUUAGCGACUGGGAACCCACCAAUAGAAGGGCUACAGUGAAGCAGAAAACAUAUUCGAUAGCUCUUUCAACGCUCUUUCGCUAGCUUCGCGUCAGAUUUCAUCUCAGGUCUAUGUUUUGCCCAUAGAAGGCAAACAGCUAGCUGGACAGAUUCUGCCGAAACAUUUGCUUUGCAAUAACUUUAGAUUCCGUGAAUUUGUUUGGUAUUUACAUAUGUUGUCUUGCCACCACCGUGUUUAUUUCUUUGAGACGCGUCACAUGAGUUAAAAUUUGACCAUUCAGAAUUAACGUUAAAACGACCUCAGGUCAACGUUAUGUCAUGAUCGAAAAAGGACCUCCUGCUGCAUAUGAAUGGAUCCGUGUUGUUGAGCUGAACAGUGAACACCUUCCAGGUGCUGUCAUCGCUCUACCGCGUCUUCGUCAAAAGUUUAGAAAAAAAAAUGCUGGUGGCCAUCGAUGGACAUUUCCACUAAUGACCUUUCGAGACAUCACUCGCCAUUAUAAGUUGCACCCUGUCCCUGGCAAUGAUGAGCUGAUUUGUCAUGGCUCCAAAGAUAUUUUGCGUUUCUGACGAACUUUUUCAAAGCAGGAGGCAUUCGUGCUUUUUCUAAUUUCUCAUUAUUUUCUAAUGAUGAGGUCACGUAUUUGACCUGCCUCCAGAUCAUAGAUGCAAAUCCUCAGAAUAAUGAAUUGCUGAUACGUAUAACCCCAUACAUUAGGUAUACAGUGUACCAAAUUUCGAAGUUAUGGGAGAAAAGCUACAAGAAUGGCGAGAGAAGAAAGUUUGAUAGAGGUAUACCGUAUAACUGAACUUGACAUGGCGACCUGACCUUAAGUGACCAGUGAUAAUUUUUACGCAAGUGAUGUAGGUAGGUAUACCUACCUAAUAGGUUAUACCAAAAUUCGCGGCGCUUCGCGCCGAUUUGUUACACACGCGCACACACACAUACGCACGCACAAAACUGGGAAGUGUGGCAAAAAAAAAACACCCCUACCCAUCGGGUGAAGACUAGAAACCCGACCCCCCCACUCAAAAAUCCGUGGCGACGCCCCUGCCUGGAGCCGUGUGUAGUCGGCCUUUCACACUGCUGCAUCCCCGCCGAUGUCGGCCGGUCGUCUGACUUGCCCUCGCGCGGUGAGCAGCACGCUUGUGCCCUCGGACUGGGGGUCGUGGCCGAUUCGGUGCAGCUUGUAGUUGUGUUAUCCCUGAGGCAAAUACAUUAAAACAGGCUU
Molecule: messenger RNA, 6477 nt
Organism: Amphibalanus amphitrite
Lineage: Eukaryota; Metazoa; Arthropoda; Thecostraca; Balanomorpha; Balanidae
Exons: 5
Coding region: 154-675 (173 amino acids)
Cellular component (GO): membrane
Source: RefSeq, a predicted model, not a curated record